Messenger RNA from Penaeus monodon (black tiger shrimp), 1652 nucleotides. RefSeq lists its product as uncharacterized. The transcript has 4 exons. Bases 51 to 470 code for a protein of 139 amino acids. Lineage: Eukaryota; Metazoa; Arthropoda; Malacostraca; Decapoda; Penaeidae. The record is from RefSeq and is a predicted model, not a curated record.
AAGAGGUCGAACAUCUCCCGGAAGUAUUCACUUCGUCACCUCCCUCCGCCAUGAAGGUCCUCUUGCUCGUCUUCGCCAUCGUCGCCGCCGUCAGCGCUCAGACGGAGCCCCGGUGCCGCUGCGCCGCCUUCAUCACCUUCGAGUUCGAUGAGAUGAUGGUGUACGAGGCCCCCGAGAUCGCCAUCGACUCCUGCCAAGACGACGCCGGACAGUGCAAGACCGCAUGCCUCACCGAGCUGAACACCCUUAGCAACAACGGCGACCUGUGGCUGGUGCAGGAGAACGGCGUCACCGUCGGCCAGUCCAUAUGCUCGUUCCUCGCCAAUUACAACAUUAACUGGAUCGUCAACCACAGGGUGUACGGCUACUUCGAGGUGUGCGGCGGCCCCUGGGAGUACGCGGAAUUCGCGUCGCAGCAGCUGUUGUGUUGCGACGCAGGCGAGCACGAUCACUGCAUCGUCAGGAAAUAAUGGGGAUUCACAUAUAUUUCUAAAGGAGUCUCAACACUUUUUUUUUUUUUUGUUGCAUAAAUAAAACAUUUAAAUAUAUUUCUUCGUUCCUCUAACACAAUGGUCCCGUCCUUUUCUAUUCUGUAGUCCCCGACCCGUACAUAAUAAUCUCCAUGGCUCCGUUCAGUGUCUGUCAUCUUUUCAGAUUCAAUUAUUACGUUAUGAAUACUGUAAUGGUGUCAACAGCUAUAGGACAAGAACACUAUAUGAAAAGAUCCCAAUUUAUUGACAUGUGAGAGGUAAAUUAUAUGUAGGAACUGCAACUCAUUAAUAAAAAUGCGUGAAAAUUGACUUUGAAAGAAAAGAAUUUCAGCUAAGGAACUUUCGGUUUAAAAAAUCUACAGCUAAUACAGUUCAUUAUAUCUACAUACCGUAUGGAAGGAAAAAAAAUAUCAGCACUAACUGAAAUGUGGAAUGCUGUUGUUACCGGGGUCAGACAAAAAUGACUCUUAUUAUUAGAUGCACCUUUUUCAGGGUCACUAGUUAUGCUAAUUUCUCACUCUUAGAAUUCUUUGACCGGUUUCCAUUUUUUGUUUUUUUAUUGUAACUUUUUGUUCGGAGCAUUUUAAAAAUAUAUUGCAUUAUAGAUUAUUUUGUUUAAUCUUUAUAUACCAGGGUACAUUUCAUGAGAAAAACAAAAACAAAAACAAAAUCAGUUUCUUUUGUUUUAUGUCUUUUUCUUUUACUGAAACAAUAUACAUCUUUGAUAAUUUUUUAGGUACGGUGUGUUAAAGAAGUAGAGGAAUAUAAGAAAUUGAUAAAUAGAAACCUGUGACUUACCAUCAAAUGAAGUCACAAUAGAGGUAAUACUAGCAACAAUUUUAACGCAAGUUAAAAUCUACAGCAGUCUUCCCUCCAACGUUUUCUGUGUUUCUUCUGAGUGUUUUUUUCCCUUUAAUUCUUUUAUCUAUAUUUAUUUUUCUGUUUACCUAUUUCAUAGAAGGAAUAAUAAACAUUACUUUUUUUUUGUCUGCUGAUUUUCCAUUCUUUCGUACUUUUUCCCCGAUAAAUUCAUCUGAAUUUGUAUACUUUUUGUAUGAUGUUUAUAUAUUUCACGAAUAACAUUAUAUAAUUAAAAUGAAAAUGUAAAACCAGGAUUAUUAAUCUUACUCUCUCUCUUUCUCCUCAUAUCACUUAUAAAGA